Messenger RNA from Pleurotus ostreatus (oyster mushroom), 657 nucleotides. RefSeq lists its product as uncharacterized. Lineage: Eukaryota; Fungi; Basidiomycota; Agaricomycetes; Agaricales; Pleurotaceae. The transcript has 3 exons. The record is from RefSeq and is a predicted model, not a curated record. Gene Ontology annotation, cellular component: mitochondrial outer membrane. Bases 1 to 657 code for a protein of 218 amino acids. Gene Ontology annotation, biological process: autophagy of mitochondrion.
AUGGCAUCUUUCGCGAGCGUGUUCGCCAGGCAGUCAUGCUAUUCGCGAAUAAUGUCGCUUCAAACGAGCUUUCGUCAAACCUCGGGUCUUCGAAACGUAGUGGCUAGGUCUCCUGGGCGGGGCAUUCACUCCACUCCAGGGACGGGGAGGAGACUAUCAUCCUACAAGGCCUUUGGCGUGGCAGGAGUUGGUUUGGGACUAGUCACGGCAGCAAUGCCUACUGUAUAUUGCGAUGUCUCUGACAAUGAGAAGGCACAACGUCAAGCGGCAGCCUCUCCUCGCGCCGAGCAGCCCAAAUCAUCACUGCCACCGCCACCUUCUUCUGCAAUUAAUGUGUAUGAACUCACCUUCGGCUCGGUAUGCGGUAUUUGCGCAGGCAUCUUCUUGAAGAAAGGAGCAAAGGCCGUCGCAUUCGUUUUUGGAGGGCUAUUUGUACUUCUUCAAUACUUCACCUCAGUCUCCCUCGUACGCGUCGAUUGGGUCAAAAUGGGCUCACGCUUCGAAAACCUGUUCUACAGAACCGACGCGGUGACAGGUGCUCGCAAGGCUCCAUCUAUUGUGUCUCUGUGGACUUGGUUAGUGGACUUCUUGACGUCCGACUUCCAGCCACGCGCGUCGUUUAUCGCUGGCCUUGCGUUGGGUUUGAGGAUCGGAUAG